Messenger RNA from Psilocybe cubensis, 6729 nucleotides. RefSeq lists its product as uncharacterized. The record is from RefSeq and is a predicted model, not a curated record. The transcript has 5 exons. Lineage: Eukaryota; Fungi; Basidiomycota; Agaricomycetes; Agaricales; Agrocybaceae. The coding region runs from base 1 to 6729 and encodes 2242 amino acids.
AUGGAUUCCCCCAACCCCUCCCCGCCCCAUCCAUCCAAACACCCAACAAAGCCCAAGUCCCCCUCCAUCCUCUCCAUCGACCUAGGCGACGACUACGACGACGGAUACGCCAGCCCCGGAAAGGACGUCCGCAUCCAGCGCUGGCUCGAGCAACAGUGCCGCUUCGUCCUCGGCGUCGACAUCGCCCCAGAUCCCACCAGCGAAGAGGACCACUCCGACUCGAGCGACGACUCGAGCAGCACCGACGAGCGCCCUCGUAUAUCCAACGCGCGCGCCCCGCCCACACCGCCCUCGCCACCCUCAUCCGACCGCGCAGACUCGCCCCUCCUAGGCUACCCCAGCCCCAGCCACCCGGACCUCUCCUCCCCUUCCCCCUCCCGCUCGCACUCCCCUUCCCCCUCGCCCCCCGCGUCCCACGCCCGCACAGACUCGGACCCCAUCUCCAUCCCGUCCCACUCACACGACCUCCCAUCCGGCGACAUCCCGGACCCUUUGCGCUUCCCCGCCCCCAACUACGUCCGCGAGCUGCCCCUCGGUGACCCCUUUGCCUUUUCCCAUCCCGGUCCAGACCCCAAGAAAACCAAGAACAAACGCAGGAAGGAAAAGAAGAAAUCGAAGGAGAGCGUGGGCCUGCCCCAGUCAGCUGCAACUGAACCCAUGGAAAAACCUUUACCGCCUCCACCGCCCGUCUCGCGCCCAGGCGCAGAGCCAGUUCUGCUGCCACUGCGCAUCACUCCCUCAUCAUCACACCUUCUAAACCAACCCACAACACAACCACCAUCCACAACAACAACAACAACGAUAUCACCAUCAGCGCCCACCCCCCUGAUAUACGCCCACGCUCCAGCGCGCUCCUCCUCCCUCGCACACAUCCGCGCCCACGCUCAGGCGCAGGCGCUGACGCCCACAGCCAGCUCGAGCUCUAUCACCUCAACGCCCGAAACGAGCUUCACACUCCCAUCCGCCAUAUCCACGUCCACGUCCAUGUCCACCUCCGCCACGUCCGCGUCCCCCGUGCACUCGCCGCGCAUCUCGCGUUCUGUGUCGUUUACAAACGCGAACGCGACUACUCCUGUGUCCGCGCCCGCGCCCGCCAAGAGCGUGAAUCCAAAGCGGCAUUCGCCGACACUCUCAACAGCAUCCACGUCCUCCGCCUCGUCCUUCACCCACUCACACGGACACUCAUACGGGCUGGGACACGGACACGGGCACGGACAGGCGCAGCACGUAUCAAUGCCGGCGCACUCGUAUUCCCAUUCAUCGUUAUCCUCGCUCGCGCUCUCGCGCGCUACUUCGUUUUCACCGCAACAGCAGUACCAGCAGCAGACGCAUUCGGCUUCAGCUGCGUCGGCGUCUGCAUCCAGCGCGGUUUCCCAACAGCAACAGCAGCAACAGCAACAGCAGAGGAGACAUUCAACACAGGCUUCUAUAUCCAGCACGACGAGUACCAGCGCGGGUGCGGGUGUGAGUGCGGGUGUGGGUGUGGGUGGGCGCAAGUCGUAUUUGCCUCUUGGACCCGGACCUGCGCCUUCCCCUGUGCCGGGUUCUCUCCAACAACAACAACAACAACAGCAGCAGCAGCAGCAGGUCCAGCCGUACCCUUACCAUCACGGACAUGGGCAUGGACGGACACCGUCGAUGAAGUCCAUGUCCAUGUCGGGCUCGUCGUCGUCUGUGCUUUCUUUGGCUUCUGUGUCUUUGGCUGGUUCGGGGUUGGGAUUGGGAUUGGGGUUGGGGGUAGUGUCGAGCUCCAAUGUGAAUGUUCCCACCCCACACGCGAGCGGGACGUCGACUUCGAAUGGGAAUGUUACUCCGAGUCCGAGUUUGAGUAGGAGUCCGAGUUUCAGCGCUAGUGCGAACGGGGGUGGGAGUGCGAACGGGAGUUAUAGUCGCAGUCCUACGCCCUCUGGAUCCGGUUCCUCCGUUGCAGCAGUAGCAACAGCAGCAGCAGCAAGCGGCUCGCUUUCGAGACGGUCGUCGGUGUCGCAGCUCGUAGGCGUUGGGGCUGUACAGGCGUCGCAUUCCAUGUCGAUUUCGCAUUCGAUCUCGCACCCUCACGCGUCGAUGUCGCACCCGCAUACGUCGAUCUCGCACGCGCACUCGCUAUCCCGCCGCCCAAGUCUACUGCGUCAGCCCUCCCUACCGCUCCUUGGUGAAGUCGGCGAGCCGCCGUCGCCGCUUCCUGAGGGUGUGGUUCCUGCUGCUUCUGCUUCCGCUGUUUCGUCGACUUCGUAUGUCGCUGCUGCUGCUGCUGUGGGCGACGGUAAGGCCGAGGGCGUGGAGAGUACCCGGAAAGUGGAGGAUGUGAAUCAAGGGUUGGACUUGGAGAUGGGCUUGGGCUUGGGUGGUCCGAUUGACACGCUUGAGAUUGCGCAUAGUCCAUUGUCGGCGGACGCUGCGGUGCCAGCUCCAGUUUCAGCUCCGGUACCUAUUGCGCCCCAGCAACAACAGCAACAGAACCCGGCGUCACCUGUAAUGGCGCUGUAUCACCUUCCAACCGCGAUGCAGCAGCUCAGGCGAAGCCAGUCGUUCCAGGUGCUCGAAGCUGCUUCUGCCGCUGCCGCUGCGUCUUCACCAUCUACUACAUCCGCCUCUGCCUCUGCUUCUUCCCCCGGAUCUGCGUCCGCCUCCGCCUCAGCGUCUUCACCGUCCACUGCGGAUCCACUGGUCGUCACCUCGCCCUUACCCCCAAACGCACCACCUACGCGCCGCCUCUCGCGCGCGUCGCGCGCUGGAUCGAUGUUGCUUGCGCUCACGCCCAUUGUGACGACUACGACUACUACUACUGUUUCGAGUGUUUCUGCGGGUGAGGGGGGUGGGGAGUUGGCGGGUGGUGGGUCGGGUGUGGCGGGUAUGUCGAGUAGUGUUGUGGCGGGUGGUGUUGUGGCAGGAGGAGUAGGAGUAGGAAGCACAGGAGCAGCGGGAGCAGGACACGCGCAGAAGCACUCUGUGUCGUCGUCUGUCUCGUCAGGUGCAGGUUCUGUGUCAGCUUCAGCUUCCGUUUCGGUGUCGAGAGAUAGGAGCCGUGCGCGCUCGCGUGCUGGAUCGAUGAGUCUUGCUGCGAGCUUGGCGCAGAGCUCGUUGAGCUUGCACGAUCGUGCUAUGAGCACCGGCGAUGGUGGUUCUGGUGUAAGCGCAGGUGCAAGUGUGAGUGGAGCAGAGGGAGAGGGUGAAGGAAAUGGAGAGGAAGAGGGGUACGGCGAAGAUUGUGCGCGGAAUGCGGUGUACAUUGAUUCGGAGGAGGUUAGAGAGAAGUUGGAUGCGCUGUUGGCGAGGGUUAUUGAGGAGGUUUCUGGUGUUGCUUCGGGUGCGGGUGUUGGUGUGGGUGAGAAAGAGAAAGAGAGAGAAAGAGAGAGGGAAAAGGAGAGGGAGAGGGAGAAGGAAGCUGAGCUCGUCGGCGCGUUGUUCCUCAAUGGCUCAGGCGACGCCGAAACCAGCGCCGACGUCGACAUGGAUAUGGAUAUGGACGAGGAUCGGUAUCGCGAGUCGAUGCAUCUGCACGAUGAUGGAAGGGACAUGACGUACAUGUUCCCGUCCCCGCCUCAGAGCGCCAACACGAGCGAGUUCCGUCUUGCGUCUCUUGUGCGCGCCCAGCAGCAGCAACACCAGCAGCAGGGUGUCAUGACCAGUGUGCCCAUUGCGCCGGGUGAAUAUGCUGCUUCGGCGGCACCGGCGGGGAUAUAUAUGACACCCUCUGGAUCUGCGUCGCAGGUGUACAUUGGCCCAGGCGGUGCCGGUGCCGCGCCGCUGGCGUACACAUCCUCUUACACGCACUCACACUCGCGCGACACGUCCCGCUCGUCGUCGUCGCACCAGCGGCGGUCCACGCACUCGCAUUCGAUGUCGGUCAGCAGGAGUGUAGUGCAUUCGCGCGCGGGGUCACGGGAUGUCGCGGGUACCGGGCCAGCGGUGACGAUGAUACCGGUGCCGAUACCUGUUCUGUCGGAUGUGGAAGGGACGAGCAGGAGGCCUGUAAGGCCGCCGCCUGCGCCGCCGCUUGAUCUCAAUCUCGGACUUGGAUUGGGGAUGGGGAUGGAGAUGGAGGGUAUCGAUGUGAUGCCGGAGGAGGAGGAGGUGGUGGUGCUUGGAGGCGAGGAGGAGGAUGCGCUGUUCCUGCGCGAGAGUUUGGCGGGGAGGAUUAGUGUGGAGAGUCAGGAGAUUGGAAUGGAUGAGGAUAUGCAGCGGGAGCGGGAGCGCGGGUAUGGAGGGCGGAUAGACGGUGGUGGUGUGGAUGGGUACGGGUAUGGGUAUGGGUAUACAGGGUUUGCUGGGGAGGAGGGAGAGGAGGAGGAGGAAGGUGAUGAGCAGGCGGAGGAGAGGAUGGCGUUUUUGAGGGGGUUGGGGCUUGAGGAUCGCAUGAUAGAGUUCCCGGCUGUGGAGGCGUUGGCGGCGGCGAGCACGGGCGUGGUCGAUGAGCUGGAUGCAAGGCCGGAGCUGUCGCGCUCGAUGUCGCGAUGGAGUUUGACGUCGUCGACGAUGGGCGAUGAUAACAACAACAACAGCAACAGCAAUCCACCCAAGGAGAAGCGCAAGAGCCUCGUUCCGUCUGCCAAUGGCGACGCCGCUGGCGAGAAGAAGCGCGGACGCCUUGCCUCGCUCAUAUCGCGGUUCUCGGGCGUCGUUGCCCCGUCCAACACGCCGACGACGGAGGAUAUGCCCCCGCCUGUACCUGCGCUUCCGCUCUCGCCGCAGUCGGUCACCCACCCUUACCUGCAGUCGCAAAUGUACGUCGCCGAGUCGCCUACCUCGCCUUCGCCGCCACUGCCUCCAUUACCGUUCGAGGCUACCGCCAAAGCGCUGCCGCCGCUGGAUAUGAAGCUGACGCAGGUUGUGCCAGGAACGUGGGAAGCGCCGCAAAGGGUACCGCCGUCGAAGAGCGCGCCGAGCUCGCCUGUUAAUUUGAGGCCGAGGGCGAUGACGACUGGCACGGCUACCGCUAGCAACAACACAUACACGCCCCGCGUCGUCAUCCCUGCGCUCGCUCCUCCAAAGCCUGGAUUCAUCGAUACUGAAAGCCCGAUUGAGUCGUCGCCUGACACUGACAGCCCCGUGCAGCCUGCCGUGCCAAAAGUCAUCAUCCCUGUGCUCAUGCCCAAGGGUAUGCUGGAUGACAGCCCUGUCGAGUCAUCUCCUGUCGGCGGUGCCGCCCAGCAACCACAGUACGGGACGAUGCGCGGGCGGUCGAGUUCGGCUGCGGAUCUGCUUGGGUUCCAGGGUGCGAGUAUGGCGCCUGGCAAGCGGCCGAGUGCGAUGAACCGCCGCGUGCCUCCGCCGUUGCUCAAGUCGGCGUCGGCGUCCGUGUUGAGGUCGGUGCAGUCUGCUGGGCCGGCGAGGAGCUUUGGGAAUAGGAUUGUCUCCCCUGGACAUUUGCAGACUCAUCCGCCGUAUGAUGGCCUGAAGCGCUCGGAUUAUGCACAUGGACAGGCGCUUAGGUAUGCGCAGUUCUCGGGUGGUGGAUCUGGGAGUGAGAUUGGGUCUGUGCCGUUGACGCCCAUUUCGCUGUCGUCGACGGAUGAGGGUGUAGGUGGAGAAGAAGAAGAGGAGGAGGAGGAAGAUUACGGAGUGGUGCUCAAGCGAGAAAGGACACAUGAGGAUAAAUGGCAGCGUGUCAUUGGCACCCAGGCGUCUGUCGCUUCGUUACCCCACGCACAGGCACAGGCUCAGGCUCAGUUCCAGCAACAUCAGCAGCAGCAGCAGCAGCAUCAACAGGCUGUUCAGAACGUGCUGAUGGCUCUCGCACCCAGCACCUCGCCCACUGUGCAGCGGCACCGGCUCAAGAGCAUGCCAUCGCUCGUCAAAGUCUCGUCGUCCUCCUCGGCAAAGUCUCUGCAUGGUGGGAUUGAUCUCGCCUCGCCCACGUUGCCGCCUGUGCCCUCGUCCCCCCCGCACGCGGCGAAGAAGGGCUUCCGUGGGUUCGUCCAGCGCAUGGGGCUCGGCAGCAGCAGCAGCAGCAGCCAUUCGGCCUCACACACCCAUCUCCCGGCCAUGAACAGUGCGUCGUCGUCGUCCUCGGCAGGCCUGAACGUGGCCAUCCCGCACGCGGCGUCGCGCUCGCGUAUCCUGCUUACAAGCUCGCCGUCGCCGACUCACUCCCCUACGCACUCUACGAGCGGGUCGCUGGACGAGUUUAUCGCGAUCGCACAGCCGCCUACGACGGCGUCGAGCCCGUUGGCAGUGUCGAUGCAGAUGCACUCGCCCUCGUCCGUGUCGCUGCUUCAGCAGCAGCAACCGCCGUAUUCCGCGCAUUCGUCGGUGUCGCAUACGCCUCUGACGCCCUCGACCCCGCAGACGCCCUAUACGCCGUUGACGCCCCAGUCGCAGAUGCAGAUGCAGAGCGCUGGAGGUAGCAGUGGAGGACUGUUGUCGUCCCUUAACCUGGCCAAGAACAAGGGUCCCAAGAGGAAGCUGGUCAUCAGCGGUGUGGCCAUGGGCGACUCGAAGGCACUCGAAGCUGUACAGAGCUGGUGCGAGUCCUUUGGCGAAGUGAGCAAGAUAACCAGAGCGCCUAAUGGCAGCUUGUAUGUCGACUUCAAAAAGGCCAGCGUCGCAGAGACGUGGGAAGGAUCUGAAGGGAAAAAUGAUGGACUACGAGGCCCAAGGGUUAUAUGCCUGGACUCAUGCAGUCAAUUGGGUUCUUCGGUCCUUGCUGCUGUUGUCUCCUUGACGUUUAGGCGGGGUGGAUCUAUCAAUAGCCAUUGUUCUGUCAACGGGGGGUCUCAGUACCUCUGA